Messenger RNA from Aegilops tauschii subsp. strangulata, 2283 nucleotides. RefSeq names its product UDP-glycosyltransferase 88F5. Gene Ontology annotation, molecular function: UDP-glucosyltransferase activity. Lineage: Eukaryota; Viridiplantae; Streptophyta; Magnoliopsida; Poales; Poaceae. The record is from RefSeq and is a predicted model, not a curated record.
UGCCUUGAAAAAUAUACUUCAAAUUUCUCAUCGAAUGCAUUUUCUAAAUCAUAAUUACAAAAUACUACACACGUUUUAGUGAAAUUAAACAUCCGGUCCGGAGGGAGUAGCCAAUUUCUUUCUGCCCCGUCGGUGCUAGAUAGAUCUUGCACAUGGUGCAAUGGCGACCACACAUGGUCCACGUCGACCCAUCCGUCUUUGCAUGGUGUAAAGUGGUGUGACCCUGUAUGGAAAAUUGCAGAGGUGAUAGGGAGACAGCGACAUGGCAGAUCCUGUUCUGUUGGACACGCACCACCAACAUCACAGAUUAAUGGCCACACAGAUCGUAGCGCACCGCUUAUAAAAAAUGGCCGCUCCUCCUCGCUCACCAUCUCCAUCCAGCUGCACCACCAUUCAGUCACACGCACACUCCAGAUCAGAGCAGACACAGCAAGCGUACCGUCGGCGCGAUGAAGCGGGUGGUGCUGUACCCGUCGCCGGGGAUGGGCCACCUGGUGUCCAUGAUCGAGCUGGGCAAGCUCUUCGCGGCGCGGGGUCUGGCCGUCACCAUCCUCAUCGUGGAGCUGCCCUUCGUCGACACCGGCGCGCGGGGGCCCUUCCUGGCCGGCGUCACCGCGGCCAACCCGGCCAUCUCCUUCCACUGCCUGCCCCGCGUGCAGUUCCCGCCGCUCGGCUCCCCGCACCCCGAGGCCGUCACCUACGAGGUCGCCCGCCUCUCCAACCCGCACCUCCGCGACUUCCUCCUCGCCGGUGAUGCCCGUCCGGCCGUCCUCGUCGUCGACUUCUUCUGCAGCGUGGCCCUCGACCUCGCCGCCGAGCUCGGGGUCCCGGGCUACUGCUUCUUCACGUCCGGCGCCGAGGCCCUGGCCUCGUUCCUGUACCUGCCGGUGCUGCACGAGCAGAGCGCCGCCAGCUUCCGGGAGAUGGGCGAGGAGCUGGUGCGCGUGCCGGGGAUCUCGCCGUUCCCGGCGACGCACGCGAUAAAGCCGCUCCAGGACCGCGACGACUCGGCGUACCGGGGGUUCUUGCGGGUGUCGCCCGACCUCUGCCGCUCCCGGGGCAUCAUCAUCAACACGUUCCGCUCGUUGGAGCCGCGCGCCGUGGAGGCGAUCGGCGCCGGGCUGUGCACGCCGCCCGGCCUGCCGACGGCGCCGGUGCACUGCAUCGGGCCGCUGAUAAAGUCGGCGGAGGUGGGCGUGAAGCGCGGCGGGGACAGGUGCUUGGCGUGGCUGGACGCGCAGCCGGAGGGCAGCGUGGUGUUCCUCUGCUUCGGCAGCCUGGGCGUGUUCAGCGCGGCGCAGAUCAGGGAGAUCGGCGUCGGGCUGGAGGCGAGCGGCCUGAGAUUUCUAUGGGUGGUCCGCAGCCCGCCGAACGAGGACCCGGCCAAGAGGUUCGAGGAGCCGCCGGAGCCGGACCUCGACGCCCUCCUGCCGGAGGGCUUCCUGGCCCGGACGGAGGACAGGGGCCUGGUCGUCAAGACGUGGGCGCCGCAGCGGGACGUGCUGGCGCACGGCGCGGUGGGCGGGUUCGUGACGCACUGCGGGUGGAACUCGGUGCUGGAGGCGGUGAUGGCGGGCGUGCCGAUGCUGGCGUGGCCGCUGUACGCGGAGCAGCGGCUGAACCGGGUGUUCCUGGAGAAGGAGCUGGGGCUGGCCGCGGCGGUGGAGGGGUACGAGACUGAGCUGGUGGAGGCCGGCGAGGUGGAGAAGAAGGUGCGGUGGCUGAUGGAGUCCGACGGCGGGCGCGUGCUCCGGGAGCGCACGCUGGCCGGCAUGACAAGGGCCAAGGAGGCGCUGGGCGAGGGCGGGGAGUCGGACGUGACGCUCACCAAGCUGGUGGAGGCCUGGAUGGGAGACCAUGCAGGCUCGGCUGAGAAGCGAUAAGGUGCAGCACGCACCAAUAAUGGAGGUCUGGCCGGUCCGCUGCAAACAUCAAGCAUCUAUAUCAGUCCACUGUUAUGGAAAUCUAGAUAAGCCUGAAAAGAUGCACACUUAUAAUUCCUAAUUGUUUAAAGGGAGUAUCUAGGUCUCAGUCGACUGAAACUUCGCGAGGUCUCAGUCGACUGAAACUUCGCGAAGUCUCAGUCGGCUCACGUCAUCGCAUGCAGAUUAGGCCUGUUAAGUAGCUCUGUUUCUGCUGGGUUGAAACGGCUUAGCACCUGGGCUUAUUUCGUUUUCCCCCUGUUUGUUUGUUUGUUACUUUGGGCUGGGCUUCUCACUUUGUUUGUCGUGGUUGAGGCUGGACCAACAAGCUGCUACUGUUGUAUGGGCUUUCUGCUGGGUU